This is a messenger RNA of Cuculus canorus (common cuckoo), 1447 nucleotides long. RefSeq names its product centromere protein U (gene CENPU). NCBI's taxonomy places the organism in Eukaryota, Metazoa, Chordata, Aves, Cuculiformes, Cuculidae. The transcript has 12 exons. Gene Ontology annotation, cellular component: nucleus. The record is from RefSeq and is a predicted model, not a curated record. Bases 230 to 1273 code for a protein of 347 amino acids.
GCUACCGGUGCCGCGAUUUGAAGCGCGGCGGGAAGGCGGCGGCUGCCCCGCCCCGGGCUCCCGGCGGCUCCUGGGCUGUGCGGGGCUGGUGAGGUGCUGAGGCAAAGAAAGCAGGUUUGCAUCCAGGAGGGUUGUUCAGUAGCUCCAUCCCCAACUACAUGUCCGGCAGCCUCAGUAGCUCCAUCCCCCCAGCUGCACAUCCAGCACCACAGAGCAACCAUCCUGCAGAAUGUCCUCCAAGAAGAAGAAGGUAAAGGGAAAUCAUUCCGGUAAUGAACUGAAGGAACGCAAAGCCAACUCCCAUCCUCGCUGGAAAUUGCUUCCAGUUGAGGAACCAGAUGUCUCAAGGAUAUCGAAGGUUGCGGAAACAAAUCAACUUGAGGAGCUUGAUUCUUUUGAUCACCCUUUGCACAGCACUGCUGUGGAUGCUUAUGGAGAGGAACAGUCACAAAAUGGAUCACUUGGCCAUGUUUCACCUCCACAAAUGAAAACUACAAAAAGAAGUGAAAAAGCACAUUGCUCAAAAAGAUCUGGUGGUGAUGCUCAGAAAUUCAGCACAGCUGGUCCUGAAGACGAGUGCCUUGAGGAGAAUGUGGAGGCUCUGAAUACCACUCGACUCCAGGCCAAAAAGAAGAAGCGACCUUUAGAGAACACCACGUCAGAUCCUUCUGUGAAUAGGCUGUAUUCUGUACAGCUUUGGUGUUCUGAAGAGCUGAAGAGAUCUCCCAGAGAUAUUACAGAACUGGAUGUUGUUCUGGAUGAAUUUGAGAAGAUAGCAGCGGAUUACAGACAAAGGAUAGACUCAAAUGUUUGCAGAAAAGCUAUCGAUGGCUUCUGUUCUGCUUUCAAGGACCAAAUCACCACUCUUAUAGUGGAAGCCCAGGAAUUAAAGAAUAUGAAGAAAAAAAAUGCUAAGGUAAUGACAGACAUCAGAAAGAAAAGGCAGCAACUGUUGCAACUCAGAGAAAAGCUAAUGGGAGCUGAACCACAACUGAUAAAACUGCAAAGAGAAUAUGCUGAGGUACAAGAAAGGAAAUCUUCCUUGAAGCAAGUGACUGAAUUACUUACCAAUUUAAAGGAGCUACAGCAAGACUGUUUGGAUUACAAAGAAGAAAACCCAACAGAAAAAGUGGUAUACGGAGUUUCCAGCCUACCUGCUCUUCUGGUGGAGUCGCGGAGAAUCCUAGGAGCAGAAAGACACUUUCAGAAUAUUAAUAAGAAAUUGGAAGCGGCUCUGGCUGUACAAAGAGGGAAGUUAUCAAAGAAACAUUAAGUGUUUUUUAACAGACUUUUUGACAUUCGUUACAACAAUUAUUAGAAUGGGCAGUGCUUAAAAGCUUAAGCGCUGUUUCUUUAGGUUGCUUCAGUGUUUAAGUCAUUGACUUCUUUAAUCAGAUUGUAUCUUUCUAUUGUCAAAAAGUCUGUGUGAGAACUUACGCAGAAUGUC